Messenger RNA from Lachancea dasiensis, 2904 nucleotides. The record is from the annotation of a GenBank genome assembly. Lineage: Eukaryota; Fungi; Ascomycota; Saccharomycetes; Saccharomycetales; Saccharomycetaceae.
AUGAUAACUUUAAAAGGGCAUGCAACCUCAAAUAUGAAAAACGGUACCCCCACAGCUCAUCAAAAUGAUGUCAGCUCUGAUGAAAGAGGUUCAGGUGAUUUUGUGGCUUUAGCCAACGGAAUGCCCUUGGAUGUACAGUCAAAAUCUGAGAAUCCUGAUGCGACUACCAAUAGAGGAGAAUGGAAGAACAGUUGGGGUUUCGACAAGGAGGACCACACCCAAAAUUUUGUUGAGGGUUCUGAGCCUGAUAUACUCUCCGAUGGACACCAGAAAUGCCCUAGGCAAAGUGAGGAAAGUAAUGGGACUGACAAGAGCCUUGGUGAUCAGGAUAAUGGUGAAGGUGACGAUAAUGGAAAGGAUCAGGAAAGUGAGGAUAGCGAGAGUGGUGAGGGCACUGAUGAAAGCGAUGAAACUGAUGCUAGUGAGAUUAGUGAGGAUGAUGAUGAGGAAGAGGACGAAGAGCCUCCAAUACUUCAGUAUUCUAGGGUAACGAAAUUGCCAAAAACCUUUUUCACAAGAGACUCCAUUUCUGCUUGCCAGUUUCACGACAAAGUAUUCAUUUUCGCAACUCACGCUGGUUUUCUGCAUUUUACCGAGCCCGAUUUUACAACAAUCCGCACUUUUAAAUGUCACAGAUCGUCGAUCACUUCCGUGUACACCGAUGGAGAGUUAUUUGCGUCGUCGUCCAUCGAUGGUACAGUUGUCAUUGGAUCGGUUCGUGAUGGCUCAGAUCUUCUUGCUUGUGAUUUCAAGAGGCCAGUUCAUGCUGUUGUGCUGGAUGAAAAAUACAAGACGACAAAGACAUUCGUCUCUGGGGGCAUGGCUGGCGAAGUUAUCUUGUCACAAAGAAACUGGCUUGGAAAUAGAGUAGAUGUCACAAUCGAAAAGUCCCAUGGCCCUAUUGUUGGAAUAUACACGGUAGACGAUGUGCUCUUUUGGAUGAAUGAUGCUGGAAUCACCUUUUAUAGCAUCUCGUCAAAGAUGAAGCUAUUACAAGUCCCAUUUCCGCGCGAUGAACAAGGGACUAGACCAGACCUAUACUGGCCCUCUGUGCAUUUCCCUGAAACUGACCGCAUAAUUGUUGCUUGGGCCAAACACAUUUGGACCUUCAAGAUCUCGCUCACUAAAUUUUCCACUCACGGUCACCAUCUGGGAUCCAUUCUUUCAAGUGCUGCUUCAAGUUUAAGAGCUACCCCAGAUAAAAAAGUUGAGCAGGAUCAUUAUUUGUACCUUUCUCUCACCUUGGCAGGCGCGGUGGCUUUUCGCAAUGACCAACUACUUUGUCUCGAGGUUGCAACUAGUGAAGGCUCCAAAGAUAAUAUGAACUGUCCUCAGCUUAGAGUUAUAGAUAUGCUCACUGGCGAAGAAGUUCAUGGAGAUGAAGUUGUGUUUAAGAAUUACCAAAACCUGAAUGUGAACGACUACCACCUAGGAAAGCAUAUUGGUAAGAUUUCAACGGAGUAUUUCAUGAUUAGCUCGAGUGAUGCAAUAUCGGCCCAUGAACUCUCGCUGCGGGAACGAUUUGAGUGGUUUAUAGAUAAUGGAAGAGACUACGAUGCAUGGAGGACUGGUUUGUUUGCUGUUGGCCAGAAAGAAAGACUCGAUGCAGGCGUGCGUCACAUCGAGAGUCUAAUUACCGCCAAAGAGUGGGAAGAAGCUGCCUCAGCUAUUACUGAAAUCUUUACCAACGUCAAUUUACAAGAAGAAGACGCUGAAUUUACACAGAGCGUUCUCGAUAAAUGGCAGAAAUUCAUUAUUAUAAUGAUAGAAAAUGAUAGAGUUGGUGACAUUGCACCACUUAUACCGACCGAGCCACCGUUGUACUGCGAUGUUUAUGAUUUUGUUCUGAAAAAGUACUUGGAGAGCAAUCAACUCCCAAUGUUCUCGCAUUAUAGUCACCGGUGGCCAAGGGAGCUUUGGAAUAGUGCCAAGUUCCAAAGUACCUUAGAAGAGCUCAUUGAGCAUAACGACGAAAAUAACUUCGAUUACCGUAAGGAACUAGUCUUUUUACUUCUGACAGAGCAAAUGGAAGUAAAAGCUGUUCCCCAUUUGAUCGUGAUGAAAGAUCCACGAGCCCUGGACAUUAUAAUCUCCCACAAGGUGUUACCAAUGUUUUCGAGCCAGUUGUUGGAAAUCGUUUUACUCCCUUAUAGUGACACAAUUGAAAGCUUGCUGUCCCUAAGUUUGGAAGAUGCACAAAUGAUAUUCAAAAAGUCAAUUGAACUCUUAGUACGCGGUACCCAUAUGGUUGAUGUUUCUUUCAUAGUUGCAACAUUAUCAGAAUCCCCAGCCCUGCGGAUUUUGCUGUUUUUGUUCUUGAAUAAAGCAUCUAAAGUUGAGCCCGUGUUGAUUGCACCAUAUGAGGAUGAUAUGGUCAAGCUUUACUUUCAGUUCGACCACCAACAUCUACUAGACUUUUUGAAGGCAAAGAACAACUAUGAUAUUGACAAGGCGAUUAACAUAUGCGCUGCUGACGAUAAGUGUUUCGAUGAGCUCAUAUAUCUGUGGGGUAGAGUUGGAGAAACCAAAAAGGCCCUUUCACUGAUCAUUGACAGGCAAAAUAAUCCGAAACUGGCGGCCCAAUUCGUGGAAAACUCUGGAGAUCCUGAGUUAUGGGAGUACUUUGUCUCUUACAGUAUGAACAAGCCGGCAUUUAUAAGGGAACUGCUAGACAUGAGGACUGCAAUGGGCAACGGGCAUGCUGGUAUAAUACGACGUAUACCUAGCAACCUCGAGAUUGACGAUCUUCAGCUUGCGCUGGAGAGUGUUACCAGAGAAAACUUUCUUAAUAUCAAUGUAAGCGCGGGCGUUUUCAAGAUAAUCGAUGAUGAAACGACACAAUUUGCACACGAAUUCUUGAGGCUAAGAGAAGUGGGAAAAUGUUUUGAGGUCGAAAAUGCUUGA